This is a messenger RNA of Eremothecium sinecaudum, 1299 nucleotides long. Its product is annotated as cation diffusion facilitator family transporter. Gene Ontology annotation, molecular function: zinc ion transmembrane transporter activity. Gene Ontology annotation, cellular component: fungal-type vacuole membrane. NCBI's taxonomy places the organism in Eukaryota, Fungi, Ascomycota, Saccharomycetes, Saccharomycetales, Saccharomycetaceae. The transcript has a single exon. Gene Ontology annotation, biological process: zinc ion transmembrane transport; intracellular zinc ion homeostasis. Bases 1 to 1299 code for a protein of 432 amino acids. The record is from RefSeq and is a predicted model, not a curated record.
AUGCUAUCUAACAAAGAAAUAAGGAUUGUGUCAUUGCUAGUGAUCGAUACGGUGUUCUUCUUACUAGAGGUUAUUAUUGGUUAUGCUGUUCAUUCGUUAGCGUUAAUUGCUGAUUCCUUUCACAUGUUGAACGAUAUUGUGUCUCUAAUAGUGGCACUCUGGGCUGUUAACGUUGCGAAGAAUAGGAACCCCGAUGCAAAGUACACGUAUGGAUGGAGAAGAGCAGAGAUAUUAGGCGCUUUGAUUAAUGCAGUGUUUUUGAUUGCACUUUGUGUGUCCAUCGUGAUCGAAGCGAUUCAAAGAUUUUUUGAACCACAAGAGAUAACGAACCCAAAACUAGUUUUGUAUGUGGGUACCGCAGGGUUGUUGUCAAACAUAUUGGGGCUAUUCUUGUUCCACGACCAUGGUCAUAGUCACUCGCAUAAUAACCAUUCUGAUCCUGAGUUGAAUAAAUCCGGUGGACAUGAGCAUUCACACAUGAAUAACGAGACUAGUGAUUCUGAUACGGAUGGGAUCCAGGAAUUCUUUCCUUCUACGGUCGUUGAAAGAUUUGCAAGCCAAUCAGCGUGCAGUGAGAGCACUCCUUUGACAGCUAAAAAGCACUUUAGUCACACUUCUUCAGCGGAAGAACAUUCCGAACACCAGCCUCCGCAAAAAUCGUUGAAUAUGCAUGGGGUCUUUUUACACGUUCUUGGGGAUGCACUUGGUAAUGUAGGUGUUAUUAUCACCGCAAUUUUCAUUUGGAAGACCAACUAUUCUUGGAGGUACUACUCUGAUCCAUUUAUUUCGUUGGUUAUUACCUGCAUUAUAUUCUCGUCAGCUUUGCCACUAUCUAGGAAAGCUUCUAGGAUUUUGUUACAAGCUACACCUUCUACAAUAUCAGCAGAUGAAAUUAAAGCUGAAAUACUAAAUGUACCUGGCGUGCUCUCUAUCCAUGACUUCCACAUUUGGAAUCUAACAGAGUCUUUUUUUAUUGCUUCGCUCCAUGUACACAUCGACUGUUCUCAAGAUACUUACAUUGAUACUGCAAGGAUUAUAAGAUCUAUAUUCCAUAAGUACGGUAUCCACUCAGCCACUGUACAGCCAGAGUUUAUUGGUGCAAAUGGUGUCAGCGAUGACUCGCUGAGAAAGUUCACCAGGAUUGCUGGCGGAGGGUUGGGAUCCUCAACUUCUAUUAAUGACCCAGAUAAUGACGCCUUUAAGAAUCAAUCUUAUACGUACGGUUCUACGAAUAGCAAUACGGGAUGCUUACUCGAUGACGCUGCAAACUGCAAUUCAGAUAGCUGCUUACCACAGUAG